Molecule: messenger RNA, 246 nt
Organism: Linum trigynum
Lineage: Eukaryota; Viridiplantae; Streptophyta; Magnoliopsida; Malpighiales; Linaceae
Source: the annotation of a GenBank genome assembly
AUGGCUACCGGGAUUCGCCGUAAUCUAUCAGUUGGCAAGAUAUACGUCAUAAAGACUUUUGCCCUGAGCAAUCCGCCAAAUCAGUAUCGGGCCUGUUCUUUUGAUUUGGCUCUGGGUCUUUCGCCUUUGGCUUCUUUUCAGCCCUGUGUUUUGCCUGCUGAAAGUUUCCCACUUGAUGCUUACGAGUUUGAGGCUUUCUCUCAGUUGAAUUUGCGUGCCGAUAACCAUCGUUAUUUGACAGGUUAG